This is a messenger RNA of Triplophysa dalaica, 3002 nucleotides long. RefSeq lists its product as uncharacterized. Lineage: Eukaryota; Metazoa; Chordata; Actinopteri; Cypriniformes; Nemacheilidae. The record is from RefSeq and is a predicted model, not a curated record. The transcript is spliced from 5 exons. The coding region runs from base 293 to 2341 and encodes 682 amino acids.
CAAACAAUUGGCCAGCGCUCAGCUGCCCAACCCCGGAAGCAGGCAUUACUGUCAGAUCGCCGAGCUCGUCGACCUAUGGGAAAUUUAUUGAAACUUAAUUAAGGAGUUUGAAACAUGUUGCUACGCAACGGAACGGUAACGUUAAAUGUAACUGCCAAGAAAUUAUAUCGUGAAGACUCUACAUUUGCAAGCGUUUUUACUAUAUUUACAUCUUACAGGUUUGAUAUUUGACAACGAAGAAUGCACUUUUGACAUUUGACAUCACUUUAUUUGAGUAAGCUCAUGAUACACAAUGAGCGACCUCACCUGCAUGAGCUUACCACGUAAACGCAACGUGUUGAAAUCUUCAUGCAACCUCGGCACGUGCAAAGCUCAGUCUUCAUCUCAUACAGCCAGUGUUAAUGCAGUAUGCUAUAGCAGCAUUAAGACAUCUGCGCACAACUCUUCGCCCCACAAAGUAAAGUGUCUCAAAACCAGGAAGGAGAGGAAUCAGAUUCGAGGUCAGGAGAGAAACCGGUCUCACACAUGCCUUCAUCACAGUACAAAAGUUGGCAGAACAGAGAAAGCACAGCAUAAUGGGGGGCAUUCAGUGGUUUCUUCCAGAAAAGAAAAGUCAUUUGCUAAGCCAUUUCUCCCCCACAAGCCGAGCAUCAUAACAGAAGGACGCCUCACCUCCAUCCGAGGUCUCUUUAGCCACGAGGUAAGAUCUAUAGACAUAGAAAGGGUCGUAAGUGAGCAGUUAAAAACAGAGAAGCAGAGAAAAGAGAAAAGAAAACGGUCUGUGAUGCAUGAUACAUCACCAUUACCUCCUCAUCCGCCAUCGAUGCCUGAAUCGGACCAGGACUGCGUUCUCGAUGAAGUACAGGAACCACUCCAGGAACCAGAAAAAACUACGAGAGACUCAAGAAAAGAGCUUAGGACACAUCCAAGUGCUUUACAGACUAAUAAAGAAGUCCUAGUGCCUAAGGAAUUAUCUAGACAAGAUGAGAAGCAUUACAGAAGUACCAACACCGUGAAGAAAGAUACAAAUAAUAAAUCAAGGCCACAGAGUUCAAGUAGCCUAAAAGGAACAUGUGAACUUAUGGUUUUGUCAUUGCCGGAAAAUAAACUGGCACAUCAGUUUUGUUCCACUCCAGCUGACAAGAAUGUUUUAGAUUUCCGAGAAAUAGACUCUCCCAAAUCACACAAUGAAAACAACAGAACUGGGACUAUUGAUGAAGAAAAUUGUGCAAAGAAGAUCCAAAGAUCUUCUACCAUGGAAAGAUUGUGUGAAGAUGAUGUUCGACAAAGCAAGAGUGAUCCUUUUUCAUCUGAGCAUGACUCUGGGACUGGGACAUUGACAGAAAAGGAAAGAGUGCAGAUAUCAGUGUCUGUUAGGGAAGCUGUCAACAAACUGGCUGCAAGUUUGGAGCUCCACGUGCCACGGCGCCCCCUGCUGGCGGAAUGCAGAGACGUGCUACUGCAGGCUCUACAAAAAUCCCACAGCUUCCAUUUACAGCACAAUCUGAGGAAGCUACAUUCAUUUAUUGAUGGAAAGCAAAAAAGCAGUUUCGGUUCAGGACAGACACAUGAAGAGUGCUCACAAAUAUGUUUCAGCCAUGCACUGGGAAAUGAAGAGAGUGAACCCAACAGGAACACAGAUAUAUGGACAGAGAAUGCCAUACAGCAGGAAUAUGUAGCAGAGAAGGUUAAGCAGGACUCAGGCAGAGGUGCUUCAAUGAAGAAGCGAAGAGUACAAGCCCAGAGUAGAUUUUCUCCUCCAGUCUCUUUAAUACAACCUCCACAGUCAAGCAAAGAUAUGUUUGACCAGUCGAGGACAGCUAGGUUGUCUCAGGAUUGCUUCAAAAAGCAACAUUAUCCCAGCACAACGCUCUUUCAGCAGGAUCAGGCUUUUCACCAACUUGCCACUCUCAUACCCAGCACCCCACCUCGGGCGAAUCCUUACUAUAAACCCUGUCCUCAGCAGCUAUUGGGAGAUUUACUAAGAAGAGGUGAAAGUAUGAAAAAUGUAGGUUUAGAUCUCAUUUCUCAUCAGGUGGAAGAAAAAACAGAUCCUAUGUUUAAUUUAAAUCCUGAAUAUGAGAACAGGACACAAAAAGCUCAGGAGACAUUUUUGGGAGAAUCCAGCUUUUGGUCCAAUCAGCUGCAAGUACAGGAUGUCAGAGACAGAUGGGCUCCACUCCCGUUCUCAGCAUCCUUUACCUCAGAAUGCUUUCAAUAUAAGCCAUUUUUUCGCUAUCCACAUCCGUCUAACUCCCGAGACAGGUCAGAUUGGCAUAAUAUGACUCUUUGUUACAGAUCAAACACACCAGAUAAGGUAUUUUAUCAUCAUUUGGAAUGAUGUGGUUAGACUAAACACAAGGGGGCAUGUGGAUAUACAAAUGUCUACUUAAUAUAUUUGUAUGAGCAACAUGUUGUAUUACUUCCAAAGACAUCCACGUUUAAAUCACUUCUAAGUGCCAUAUAGAAUUGAGAGUUAACCUGAUUCACAUUAUGUCUAAUUGUGGUUUGUUCAGUUUCUUGAUAGCACAGCUAAUAAAGGUGAAUGAAAAGAAUGCUGUUGCUGGCAUUUCUUAAGAGCAGACCUCUCUCUGUGAUGCACAAUUGUUUUCUUUUGAGGUAAAAAAAGUCUUAAAUAAAACAAAAAAAGUAAUUUUCAAGCAAUUUUCAUUUUUUUUCUUCUUACAGAUUCUUGACGGUUUUUGUAUCAAUAUAUUGUAACAUUUCUGUGGAAAAUAAGAUGUGAUUUUGUGAUAUUAUUUUAUAAAGCAGGCAGAUUUUGAUUGAUAUGUACACAAUUUACUAGAGAUUGGAAUGUGACUCAUUUCACAAUUUAUGUACAAUAAAUGUAUCCAAACAUUUUGUCAACAGAAAAUCAAAGCACACAAUUGUAUAGUUGGGAAGCUAAAUACAUCACAGCUGGUCUACCUGUUUUGUUUAAAAGCCAUUAUCCUGUACAUGUAUAUUACCAUAAAUGCAUAAUAAAAAUAUAGGUAUCUCCA